Saprolegnia parasitica CBS 223.65 is the source of this 2559-nucleotide messenger RNA. RefSeq lists its product as hypothetical. Bases 1 to 2559 code for a protein of 852 amino acids. The transcript has 7 exons. NCBI's taxonomy places the organism in Eukaryota, Oomycota, Saprolegniomycetes, Saprolegniales, Saprolegniaceae. The record is from RefSeq and is a predicted model, not a curated record.
AUGGCCGCGAGUAUUGCCGGCGUGCGACGACUGUACUUGGAGCCAACGACGCUCGAUAUCCGCGAAGGCUCGAUCGUCGAGACGCCGCGCACGUCGUGGACGGACCCGUUCUUUACCGUCGACCAGGACCUCUUUGUCUUGCACUACAACUGCUUUGCGCCGAAACCAUUUGCGACCGACGUCGAGUACCAGCGUGGCUUUGGCCACAAGUUUGGCGUCGAGCGGUCCAUGGCGCAGCUCGAGAAGCGUUUUCGCCAGCUCACGACCACGGCGACCAACCGCGGGAUCCUGCGCGUCUACCUCAAGUCGCUCCUGGCGAAUGCGACCGUCGAGGCGCUAGAUCCGACGUACGCUGCGUGCGUCGAUCUCUCGGAGCGCCUCGAGACCGUGCUGCAUCCAAAGUUGCGCUUGGAGAUCGAGAUGGACGGCGACUUGGUGGCCAAUAUGGACACGAUCCGUAUCGAAGUGUCGGGUCGGUCGACGACGCCAUUUGUGCGUGACGUGCCCAAGCACCUUAUCCGCGCGGUCUCGAGCGUCGUUGAUAGCUUCCUCGCCCAGGCGGCGGCGGGUUGCCCGCCGAUGCGGCACCAAGCGCUGACGUAUGUGCCGCGCACGGGCACGUCACGGGAGAAGAUGGUCUUGACCGACGACGUUCCGGCGUACGACCACAUUCCGCUGCACAACCACUUUGACGCACCCGUCUUUGAUCGCAUGAUGCUCUUUGCGAAAGACCAAGACGUGGUCGAGCACCGAAUGACGUUGGUCGACGAGUACGACAAGUUUCAGAAAACCAACAAACUCAGCAGCGACGAAAUCAACCAGAUUUUUGAGAUUGAGAUGAAGCGGUACGGCGACGUGCUCGAAAAUGCCAAGAACAAGGAGGUCGCGCACACGCGAACGUUCCUCGACCAAGCGCUGCAGCACGAUUUGCAGUCGAUUCAUGCCAUGCACGCGGCGACGGUCGCCAACGAAACGGCGCGGAUUUCCGCUAAGUACUCGGCGCAGCGCGAGUCGCUCUUCGUCCGCAUUGAAGUCGAGCGGCUCAAGGCGCUUGCGAUGCACCGCGACUCGACGCAGACGACACUGGCGCAGCUCGAGCACGUCAUGGCCGUCAACCUCCAGCAAGUGGACGCGAUCUUUGGCGCAAGCGAGUACCUACUGCAACUCAUGCUGCUAGCGCAAGAUUUGGCAUGCAAGAAGCUUCUGAAUGCGUGCGUGCGGUACCUUACCGAGCCGCGUCGGUUCCAGCAGUUUUGUACGCGGCGCGAGCUCACGAGCCCGCUCUUGGCCGAGACGACGCUGCUGUUGCUGCUGCAGCACUUGCCCGACAGCGAUGCGGCCGAAAUCAACACGGUGUACGGCGCACAGUUUGUCUACCACGAGAUGCUACGUCGCGAGAUUCACACGCGGCUCAUUUCGCUCACAAAAGCGCUCGAGAGUUUGCCCAACGACGCGCUUCGCGACGUCAUGCAGUAUGCGUUUGAAAAGUUUGUCGGCGAAGCGUCGUCCAACCCGUCCAAAGACGUGGCGGCGCUCGGCGAACUCUGCAAGGGCUACCCCCACGUUCUCACCAAGGAGCUCCAGCGCCGACGCGAGUUUAGCCACGUGAAAAUCAACCCCGCGCUUUUGAAUGACCACUUGAGUUUGACCGAGGACGACUUGCUCGUCGAGCUCGAGUCGUCGAAUCGGUACUGCUCGGCGAUUGGCACCAAGCAGCGCAGCGCUGGUGAGUUUGGCCGAUGGAUGUUUGAGGUGUGCAUUGAAGCCAUGGAUCCGAUUGGUGCGAGCGUCGCGAUCGGGUGGGAAGUUCCUCGGAGCGUGCUGCAGUGGGCUCCGUCCGAAGAUGUGUGGCGACAGACCCACGAAGCCCCCGAGUCGCCACGCGGGGACAUGACGCGCUUCGGCGAGCUCAACGGCUACGGGGUCGUCUUUCCGGGCUUGACGCCAGGCGACGACGGCCACAGCUUUGGCAUUCUGUGGCAGUCGCACGCGGGCUUGACGGGCGACGGCAUGGGCGUCCUCUAUUGCAACGGGAAGCAGUACAGCGGCGUGCCCACCUUUAGCAGCGGUGACGUCGUCGCGUGCACAAUUGACCAGGACGCCGUCGAGCCGUUCGUUGAGUUUUAUCUGAACGGGCAGCUCGUGAUUCCCGUUGUCAAUGCCGGCAACGUGAAGAAGCGGGGCGAGGUCUGUAGCGUCGUGCAGCAGCCGCUGCGGCUCCACAGCACGCACUAUGCACUCUUCCCGGCCGCCACGCUCUUUUCGAGCAAGGAUCCGAUUGCGCGCGUCCGGUUCAACUUUCGCGGCGGCUUUCAGUACCCGAUCCCGGGCUACGAGCCGUAUGGCGCCGAGCUCCUCGACUUGCUCGAGAUCGCGGGGGAGAGCGUCUCGGAAACGGGCGGGUACUCGGCGCUGUCACCGCGAAGCUCGAUACGGUCGAACGAGACGUGGGGCUCGAUGCAGUCGCGCCGCCACAGCGACAUGACGCGCUCGGAAGGACGCACCUCCGACAUUACCCUCACCGCUCGCUCGAUCAUCUCCAACAACAACAACAAGUAG